CUGUGAAGCAGUGACAUCUCACAGUCCUGAAAGACACGGUCCGGCUCAGAGCGCCGUCUGUCCUGCGGCCCAACGGCAAAACUGGGAUCAGAAGAAGAGUUUUCUUCACCGAUCCACGUCCAGAACUUCGAGACCAGGUCCAGCUCGACUCAUCCGAGGCCUCACCAUGUCCGUCGACCCGGCGGUCGAGCUGCCUUUCUUCUACGGCAGCAUCAGUCGCUCGGACGCCGAGCAGCACCUGAAGCUGGCCGGCAUGGCCGACGGCCUCUUCUUGCUCAGACAGUGUCUCCGCAGCCUUGGGGGCUACGUCCUGUCUGUGGUCUGGAACCUGGAGUUCCACCACUACUCCAUAGAGAAGCAACUGAACGGGACGUACUGCAUCACGGGAGGGAAGCCUCACUGUGGCCCCGGGGAGCUCUGCGAGUACUACAGCAAGGACCCCGACGGGCUGGUGUGCAUCCUGAGGAAGCCGUGUCUGCGCCCGGCGGAAAUGCCGGUAAAGACCGGCGUUUUUGACAAAAUGAGGGAGAACAUGCUGAGGGAGUACGUCAAGCAGACCUGGAACCUGGAGGGAGAAGCCAUGGAGCAGGCCAUCAUCAGCCAGGCUCCUCAGCUUGAGAAGCUGAUCGCCACCACCGCCCACGAGAAGAUGCCCUGGUAUCACGGUAAAAUCAACCGGCACGAAGGGGAGAGGCGGCUUUACUCCGGAGCACAGCCAGACGGCAAGUUUCUAGUCAGAGACAGGGAGGAGUUUGGCUCGUUCGCUCUCUCGGUGAUGUACGGCAAAACCGUUUACCACUAUCAGGUCCUGCAGGACAAAUCGGGGAAGCUGUCCAUGCCGGAGGGGACGAAGUUUGACACGAUCUGGCAGCUGGUUGAGUAUCUGAAGAUGAAGCCUGAUGGUCUGGUGACUGUCCUCGGGGAGGCCUGCGUCAACGGCAAAACUGCAGAGAAGAAGCCCAAUCUUCCUGUACCAAGGCGCUCCACACCAAACGACUACAAACCGUCACCUAGAGUUGCUGCUGGUGCUGCUGCUGCUGCUGUACCUGAGGGCCGCGACCUGCUCCCCAUGGACUGCGACGGAUUCAACCCAUAUCACAACCCCAAUGACAUCAAGAGGUUCAACAUCCAGAGGGAUCAGCUGCUGAUGGACGAGGUGGAGCUCGGCUCUGGAAACUUUGGCAGCGUCAAGAAGGGGGUCCUCAAGACGGAAUCAGGCCAGAUAGACGUGGCCAUCAAGGUGCUGAAGAGUGAAAACGAAAAGCUGGUGAAGGACGAGAUGAUGAGGGAGGCGGAGAUCAUGCACCAGCUGAGCAACCCCUUCAUCGUCCGCAUGCUCGGCCUGUGCAACGCUGAGAACCUGAUGCUCGUCAUGGAGAUGGCUGCAGCCGGUCCCCUCAACAAGUUUCUCUCCGGCAAAAAGGAUUCUGUCUCCGUGGAGAACAUUGUCAACCUGAUGCACCAGGUAUCGAUGGGGAUGAAGUAUCUGGAGGAGAAGAACUUUGUGCACAGAGAUCUGGCGGCUCGCAACGUCCUGCUGGUCAACCAGCAGUUCGCCAAAAUCAGCGACUUUGGGCUCUCCAAGGCGCUGGGAGCGGAUGACAACUACUACAAAGCUCGUACUGCAGGCAAAUGGCCACUGAAGUGGUACGCCCCAGAAUGUAUAAACUACCACAAAUUCUCCAGCAAAAGUGACGUGUGGAGCUUUGGCGUCACCAUGUGGGAGGCCUUCUCCUACGGAGGGAAACCCUACAAGAAAAUGAAAGGCCAAGAGGUGACCGCCUUCAUUAACAGCGGGGGCCGCAUGGAGUGUCCACCAGCAUGUCCAGAGAGGAUGUACACAGUGAUGCAAGAGUGCUGGACAUACGAGCACGAGAUGCGGCCCGACUUCAAGAAGGUCGAGGAGUCCAUGAGAACUUAUCAUUACUCCAUAUCCGGCAAGGCCAAGCUGGACGGAGUCGAAGCUGCAGCCGUGCCGAGCCAGUAGACAGGAAAACAGGCCCAUUCUGUCUCAUGGCUGCACAAAGCGUCCCUUCAACCGACCGUUAAACUACCAAAACAAAGAGCAUUUCAUGAGCGGCGCAUAAUGACGAGCUUUGACCGCCGAGGAGAUACAGCUAAACUGGCCUCAUUGACAAUACAUGUGCAUUUGUAAAUUGGACCUCAGUGUUUGAGCUGUUGUAAGGAGGGUUUCUGUAGGUUUGUGUCUGUCAUGGUCUGAAUGUUAAGUGUCUUUGCAUUGAUGAAAGAACUAAUUCUGUAUUCUGGUAUUUCUGAACUACAAUGGGGCUGUAUGGCACAUUAGGAAGCUACUUUAUCUGUACCCACACCUCAAAGCAAUGUGUCUGUUUUUAAGUCAAAUAAAGUAAAUAAAAAAUGCAGAUAAUUUGA
Fundulus heteroclitus (mummichog) is the source of this 2391-nucleotide messenger RNA. Its product is annotated as tyrosine-protein kinase ZAP-70. The coding region runs from base 167 to 1987 and encodes 606 amino acids. Gene Ontology annotation, cellular component: extrinsic component of cytoplasmic side of plasma membrane; cytoplasm. The transcript has 14 exons. Gene Ontology annotation, molecular function: ATP binding; signaling receptor binding; non-membrane spanning protein tyrosine kinase activity. Lineage: Eukaryota; Metazoa; Chordata; Actinopteri; Cyprinodontiformes; Fundulidae. Gene Ontology annotation, biological process: intracellular signal transduction; innate immune response; protein phosphorylation. The record is from RefSeq and is a predicted model, not a curated record.